This is a messenger RNA of Rotaria sp. Silwood1, 1146 nucleotides long. The record is from the annotation of a GenBank genome assembly. Lineage: Eukaryota; Metazoa; Rotifera; Eurotatoria; Philodinida; Philodinidae.
AUGAAUUCAUCGGAAAACGCAGGUUUCAUUUGUAUCGGUAAUUGUAAAUUGAAUGACUUUGAUUUUGCUUUAUUUGAUUACAAUAAAUUACAAUUUAUUAAUAUGAAACAAAAAACAAAAUCUGAAGCUAGAAAUCAUCUAUGGUCUGGUAUUGGAUUCAGACGACCUGGUAUCGAAGAAAUAAUUAAGAAGGGAAAUAAAAUUAGAAAUAAUUUUGAAAAAAAAGAUCAUAAAUUUUUAUAUCAAUGCGUUUAUGAUAAUACCAUAAAUACAAACUCCAUGCAUUUUAUGACCGUUGGUUAUGGAAAUAAAUAUGUAUAUAAAUCAACUUUAGAUUCUCAAGUUGGUAGCCGAUUAAUUAUGGUUACUAGUGAUGAUCCUCUAUUAGUGAAUUCUCAUUUGCCAUUCACAUUGAAAACGCAAUUAAUUAAUAAACGUCAAAAUGAGAUUAACUCGCCUCAUAACCAGAAUAUUGAUAAAAAAUCAGAAUUUCAACAUAUUAUUCAACGUGAAAUUGAUUUAAACUCAAAUUUUGGUAGAUUAUUAUGUGCUAUAUUAUUCUAUCAAGGAUUUGAAAAAUCUCAUGCAAUAAUUAGUGAAAAGCAUGAAUUGGCAAGUUGCGUAUUUAUAAUGAAUUCGAAUAAAUUUAAUUUCGAUCAAAUUUUAGCAAGUCUUGCAAUGUCGAUUAUAGAACGUGAAUACGAUCGUGAAAUUCUAGAAUUUCCAUUAUCAAAACUAUUAGUAAAGCAAAUAGCUAAUGUGAUUGAAAAAGAAAAGAAUAGAACGAAUGAUCAUGAAGUACAAAAUAACGGUUGGUUAUAUUUAUUAAUUCAAGCAGUAUCUGAAUAUAUUGAUAGUAAAUUUUUGAAUUCUUUUCCUUGGUGUAAUAGUACUGACAAAGCAAAACAACGACAUGAAUUAAUAAAAAUUCUAAAUUAUUUACAUUCAUUAUCAACUUAUAAAAUACGAAGAAACAAAAACAUGAAACAAGAAGUACGAAAUUUAAGACUACAAAAAUUAGCAAAUUUACAAUUUCCAGCAGCUGAUAGAAGAGAAAAUUGUGUUCGACCAAUGUCAAAAAUUCUAGCAUGGCAAGAGGAACAAAAAUGGAAUGAUAUACAAUCAUUAUCAGAAUAUUACUUUUAA